This is a messenger RNA of Corylus avellana, 1885 nucleotides long. RefSeq names its product cytochrome P450 94A1. NCBI's taxonomy places the organism in Eukaryota, Viridiplantae, Streptophyta, Magnoliopsida, Fagales, Betulaceae. The record is from RefSeq and is a predicted model, not a curated record. Gene Ontology annotation, molecular function: oxidoreductase activity, acting on paired donors, with incorporation or reduction of molecular oxygen; heme binding; iron ion binding.
CAUACAAAUAGGCACGCAUACAAAUAUGCCGAAUAAUUAAAUCAAUCAUGCAAUUAACAACAUAAAAAAAAAAAGCCCAUCCAUUUGGACAUUUAUAAAAACCCACACACAGACACAGUCGCCCACCAUAAUCGUCCAAACAUUACUUCCGAGUCAUCCGAUAAAAGACGAGUCAGAAAAGUAAUUAUGCUGUUUCUCCAACUCCUACCCUCUUUCUUUUUCCUUCUCCUUCUUCUUCCCUUACUUUCCAUCAUCUUCCUUAAAAGAGCUUCAGCACCCAAAAAGCAGUCAUCUCCACCACCCUCCACCGCCAUCAGCCCCCCAAGAUCCUACCCAAUAAUCGGUUCGUUUCUGGCCGUGGUUGCUAAUCGCCGCCGCCGUCUCCAAUGGCUUACAGACAUCCUCCAAGUCACCCCCUCCGCCACCUACGUCAUCCACCGCAGCAUCGGCGUACGCCAGGUCUUAAUCGCCAACCCGGCUGUCGUCCAGCACAUCCUCAAGACCAACUUCCACAACUACGGCAAGGGACAUUUCAACGGAACCCUCGAAGACUUCCUCGGCCACGGCAUCUUCAACGUCGACGGCGAAUCCUGGAAAUUCCAAAGACAAGUUGCCAGCCACGAAUUCAACACCAAAUCCCUGCGCAAAUUCGUCGAGACCGUCGUGGACACCGAGCUCUCCGACCGCCUCAUUCCUAUCCUCUCCUCAGCCGCCGCCACCGGAACAGUCCUAGACUUCCAGGACAUUCUUCAAAGAUUUGCCUUCGAUAAUAUAUGCAAAAUCGCUUUCGGAUUCGACCCCGCAUACCUCUUGCCCUCUCUUCCACAAACCAAGUUCGCUCAAGCCUUUGAAGAUAGUGUCACGAUCAGCAGCGACAGGUUCAGAUCAUUAAUCCCUUUCUUUUGGAAAAUCAAGAAGUUUUUGAAUAUUGGGUCCGAGAAGCGCCUGAGAAUCGCAAUUUCAGAAGUUCAAGAAUUUGCAAAGAACAUAAUAGGGGAAAAGAAGCACGAGCUCAGAGAGAAGUCCUCGCUCGAUUCCGUCGACCUCUUGUCAAGGUUCUUGAGCUCCGGCCACUCGGAUGAGAACUUCGUGACCGACAUAGUGAUAAGCUUCAUACUUGCUGGGCGCGACACAACCUCCUCGGCACUCACAUGGUAUCUUUGGCUACUUUCUAAGAACCCGCGUGUCGAAUCCGAGGUUCUCAAGGAAAUCAAUCAGAAAUCCGAGGCGACCGCCUUUGACGAAGUGAAAGACAUGGUGUACACUCACGCUUCUCUGUGUGAAAGCAUGCGGUUGUACCCGCCUGUUGCGGCGGACACGAAGGAGGCUGUGAACGACGACGUUUUGCCGGAAGGGACGGUGGUAAGAAAGGGGAUGUUAGUGACGUACAUACCAUACGCAAUGGGGAGAAUGGAGACGCUGUGGGGGUCUGACUGGGCGGAUUUUAAGCCGGAGCGGUGGCUGGAGAAGGAUGAGGCGGAGAAUAGGCACUGGAAGUUCGUGGGCAGGGACGCGUACACGUACCCGGUGUUUCAGGCGGGGCCGAGGAUUUGCUUGGGGAAGGAGAUGGCUUUCUUGCAGAUGAAGAGGGUGGUCGCGGGGGUUCUCAAGCGGUUCAAGGUGGUACCGGCGCUUGAGGAAGGUGUGGAGCCGGAGUUUGUUCCGCAAUUGACUUCCAAAAUGAAAGGUGGGUUGCCGGUUAGGAUUGUGGAGAGGGAAGAGAAAGAAUGAUUGGUGGGCAAGGCUUUCAGUUUGGAUAAUGGAUGGGGUUUUAUUAUUAUCUUUGUAAUUAUAGUACUAGGUUUUACCUUUUCAUUUAAAUUUUGUAUUGCAUUUUCAAUGAACUUUUAAUGAGUUGGUAAUCAUAUCAAUAAAACAUGAAUUA